Molecule: messenger RNA, 678 nt
Organism: Iphiclides podalirius (scarce swallowtail)
Lineage: Eukaryota; Metazoa; Arthropoda; Insecta; Lepidoptera; Papilionidae
Source: the annotation of a GenBank genome assembly
AUGCAAGAGAUAUGCAACGCGGCCCUACCCCUGGACACCAACCCGCUGGUGCGCAAGAUAAAAUGCGAGGAGUUUCCCAUCAGGGGCAAGCAGCCCAGAGCUGGUAUGGGGGUGCGCGAUGAAAUGGAGGAGGAGUUCGCGGCGAAGAGGAACACGCCGCCGAUGGGGGCGGCCGGCGCCGGCGAGCAUGGGGGCAACGGGUUCUGGCUGGCGGCGGUCACGGCGGCCGGCGCGCCCCACCCGAUGCUGGACGCGUGCACCGAGACCGGCUUCAUCAACAGCCAGCCGUCCAUGGCGGAGUUCAUGACGGCGCUGCCGCAGCUAGGCGAGCUGAGCCCGCAGCACACGCCGCCCGGCUACGGACCCGACCUGCCCUCGCCGGGCGGCGGGCUCAACGUGCCCGAGUACCCUUGGAUGAAGGAGAAGAAGACCACGAGGAAGAGCAGCCAGCAAGGCCGUAUUUCGCCAGCGGCGUUAAAAUCGCAGCUCUCGCAUUCCCCGCUCGGAAGUGUCUCGCGGCUGGUGCACGGCCGUGAACCGCUACCGAGGCAAUCCGUCACUGUCAGCGCUAUCGAGCGCCGCACGCCUCUAUGCAGCCCUGGUACAGCUUUGUGCCCGCACCAAACUUACAUAUUGGAUUCACGGAGUUCCGACCGAUUUCAAAAAGCGAUGUAUCCC